Molecule: messenger RNA, 2073 nt
Organism: Sorex araneus (European shrew)
Lineage: Eukaryota; Metazoa; Chordata; Mammalia; Eulipotyphla; Soricidae
Gene: COQ10A
Product: coenzyme Q10A
Exons: 6
Coding region: 1-1533 (510 amino acids)
Biological process (GO): ubiquinone biosynthetic process; cellular respiration
Cellular component (GO): mitochondrion
Molecular function (GO): ubiquinone binding
Source: RefSeq, a predicted model, not a curated record
AUGGCCCGGCCCGGGCUCCGUCCGCAUCGAGCUCCCGGCGGCAGCGGCGGCGGCUCCACCGGGGACACGGGGCGGCCCAGGCGGCGGCUGCGGCGGCGGCUGCGGGGAGAGCGCGGCCCCGCCUACCGGGGGGCGGGCGAGCGGGAGCCCGCAGCGCUCCCUGGCGGCCGCCGGGGGCCCGGCGCUGCCCUGCGGCCCGCCCGGGGCCCCGCGCCUCGCGCGCCCGCCGCCCCGCCGCCCCGCGACCCGCUGGCGCUUUGCUCGCCGCUUCCGCCCGGGGGCCCGCGGGGCGCUGCGACCUGCCCCCGGGGUCGGGGUCGCGGCGGGGGGGACUCGAUCCUGCGCGCUCCUCGACCUGUAACGAGCCCCCGAGCCACGGGCCCGCGCGAUCUCCGCCAGAAACACAGAGGAACAGAACUCCUAGCCACGAACAAGGCCGAAUGGGAUCGAGGCUGGAACGCAGCGGAACCGAGGGAGAUCGCCCUUGGGUCUCUGUCCCCGAGAGCUGCGCGGGCAGCGGCGGCGCCGGCCGGCCCGGAGCGCGGAACUACAUCUCCCGACGGGCCGCGCGGGCCGCCGGCGCCGGCCUCUGCCCGUCCCGAGCCAUGGCAACGGCGUGACGUCGGGGCCCGGGAGCGGCGGCGCGGCGGCGAGCGCGCCCUCAGUGCCCGAGCGCCCGAGCGCCGGGGCGGGACGCGGCUCCUGCGCUCCGAGGCCCCGAGCCGCCCGGGCGCCGCGGGCUGCCGCUGUCGCUCCGCCGGGACGCGGCGGCGGUCGGAAGCGGGGUCGCAGCGCCGAGAGCCGGCGAGGGGCGCGCGCAUGGCCUCGGCGGGCGCGCGCGCGGCGACCCAGCGCGCCUGCAGCCUCCGGCUGCGCCCGGGCGCGCGCACGGCCCCGCCCCCGGGCCCGGCGCGGCCAAUGAGAUUUCUAAGCUCCAGCAGCCUCCUCUUGCCCCCGACUGCCCGGGUCUUGGCGGCCAAGGCUGGCUCUCUGCCCAGGCGUUCCUUUAUGGGCUUUGCUGCCCCCUUCACCAAUAAGAGAAAAGCUUACUCAGAGCGCAGGAUCAUGGGGUAUUCAAUGCAGGAGAUGUUUGAGGUGGUGUCCAAUGUUCAGGAGUAUCGCGAGUUUGUGCCCUGGUGUAAGAAGUCUACUGUGGUAUCCAGCCGCAAAGGUCACCUGAAGGCCCAGCUGGAGGUUGGCUUCCCACCUGUCUUGGAACGGUACACCUCUGCUGUUUCCAUGGUCAGACCUCACAUGGUCAAGGCUGUAUGCACUGACGGUAAGCUCUUCAACCACUUAGAGACCAUUUGGCGGUUCAGCCCCGGUAUUCCUGCUUACCCUCGGACCUGCACAGUGGAUUUUUCAAUUUCCUUUGAAUUCCGUUCUCUACUGCACUCCCAGCUGGCCACUGUGUUUUUUGAUGAAGUUGUCAAAAAGAACGUUGCUGCCUUUGAGCGCCGAGCAGCCACCAAAUUUGGUCCAGAAACAGCCAUCCCCCGCGAACUGAUGCUCCACGAAGUGCACCAGACCUGAGGCAGUUAUCAGCCUCUCCCUCUCCUCUGCCUUCACACCAGUUCUCUUAUUUAUUUCAUUUUGUGCCUGCUCCAGUUUGAGAGAAGAAUCUGGAACUCCCAUUUGUUUGGAAAAACUAGGGCAAAGGCCAAGGUAGGGGAAGGACACAUGCUUGAGAAAGGUUCACGAGAACCCUGAUGCCUGCAACCUUCUCACUGAAUUACGGCCAGGACCGAGUAGUCUCUGGGCCGUGUUGAGGUGCCUUAGUGUCCAAUCAGGAGAAGACAGUAGCUCUCCUAAGGACUGAGUAACUGAGCCCUUUUCUCUGACAGAGGUACAAGGUAGUAACUUCAGCCUGCCUGAGAUUUGCCCCCAGCUUAAAAUCCAUAGGAUCUUAUUUUAAAAAUAUUUCCAUGCUGCCUGCCUCCUGGGGCAUUUUCACCACCAGUGCCACAGAGGUGACAAGCACUGACCAGGUUGUACCCUUGGAUCCCUUGGAUUGUACCUUAUUCUUCCACUUGCUUGAGUUUUUAUAAAAUUCCAAUAAACUGUGUCAUGUCA